Messenger RNA from Camelina sativa (false flax), 2739 nucleotides. RefSeq lists its product as uncharacterized. Gene Ontology annotation, biological process: intracellular monoatomic cation homeostasis. Gene Ontology annotation, molecular function: calcium ion binding; ribosome binding. The record is from RefSeq and is a predicted model, not a curated record. Gene Ontology annotation, cellular component: mitochondrial inner membrane. Lineage: Eukaryota; Viridiplantae; Streptophyta; Magnoliopsida; Brassicales; Brassicaceae.
CGAUCAAAAUCAGCAGAAGAAACACGUUGAAGAAUCCUCCUCCUUCUUCUUCUUCUUCUCCGACUCAGUGACGACAAUUCGUUUGACGCUCUUUUCCUCUAAACUAAUUUUAGAUCAUCUUCCACGUUUGAUCGAUCACAUUCUUCUCCACUCCUGCUUCUUUGUAGAUAUUGGUAUAGAAUUUGGCUUUUGCUGGUAUGUAGCUGCUUUCAUACUGUAUAUAUCUACACGUUUUACUGCAAAUAUGGCUUCAAGAGCGUUGCUUCGAAGGAGGAGUUACGUAGUUAAAUCUCUUAGUGAAUGUUUGCCUACGAUUCAAUGUCUUUCAAGCGUUGAGCGGCUAGGACAACAAGGAUAUGAGAACGUUAGAGGGAUUAGUUCUGAUUGGGGAUAUAAUUCUGGAAAACCUGAUUUCAAACAUGUCAAGAAUAAAGAGUCGACUGUGUCGUUGGAGGGUUUUUAUAAAAGUAGAUUACUUCAGUCUCCAAGUUUUAGUAAUGGAGUUGGAAAUUUAGAAGUCCCUUACCCUUUGGGAUAUAGAUUGGUUCGACAAUCUAUGUACUCCUCUCUAGCAACGGCCAACAAGCCUGACCAUGAUAAAAAGGAAGAAAAGGUUACCUCACAAACUAAAGAAGCUUCUCCCGAGGAGUGUGAUGAAGCUGUUGAGGGGUUAAGUUUGGCUAAAGCCAAAGCUAAAGCCAUGAAACUGGAAGAAUCCCAAAAAUCUGAUAUAUCCAUUAUGCAGCGUGUGAGGACGUUUCUUCUGGGAAUAGGUCCUGCUUUAAGAGCUAUUGCUUCGAUGAGCAGGGAAGAUUGGGCCAAGAAGCUUCGCCAUUGGAAAGAUGAAUUUAAAUCUACUCUGCAGCACUACUGGCUCGGGACAAAGUUGCUCUGGGCUGAUGUCAGGAUUAGUGUCAGGCUGCUUGUUAAACUUGCUAAUGGAAAAGGUCUCUCUAGGAGGGAACGACAGCAACUCACUCGAACAACUGCCGACAUUUUUAGAUUAGUCCCGGUUGCAGUUUUCAUUAUUGUUCCAUUCAUGGAGUUCUUGCUGCCGGUAUUUCUUAAGUUGUUCCCAAACAUGCUGCCGUCAACUUUCCAGGACAAGAUGAAAGAAGAGGAAGCACUGAAAAGAAGGCUGAAUGCAAGAAUGGAGUAUGCUAAGUUUCUCCAAGAUACUGUUAAAGAAAUGGCAAAGGAAGUCCAAACCUCGCGCAGUGGAGAGAUUAAAAAGACUGCAGAAGAUCUCGAUGGAUUUAUGAACAAGGUCAGAAGAGGAGUCGGCGUUUCGAAUGAUGAAAUUUUGGGCUUUGCGAAGCUCUUCAACGAUGAGCUUACAUUAGAUAACAUUAACAGGUCUCGAUUAGUAAAUAUGUGCAAAUACAUGGGUAUUAGCCCAUUCGGAACUGAUGCAUAUUUACGGUAUAUGCUUCGGAAAAGAUUACAGGAGAUUAAAAAAGAUGAUAAGUUGAUCAAGGCUGAAGGUUUGGAGUCUCUCACAGAAGCUGAACUGCGCCAAGCUUGCAGAUACAGAGGAAUGCUGCAAUUAGGUUCAGUUGAAGAAAUGAGAGAGCAGCUAAAUGACUGGCUGGAUUUGUCCCUCAACCAUUCAGUACCAUCAUCCCUCUUAAUUCUCUCUAGAUCAUUCUCAAUGGCUGGGAAACUCAAGCCUGAAGAGGCUGUUCAAGCUACUCUCUCCUCUCUGCCAGAUGAGGUUGUGGACACUGUUGGGGUGACAGCUCUGUCAUCGGAAGAUUCUGUAUCAGAAAGGAAGAGGAAGUUGGAGUACCUAGAAAUGCAAGAAGAAUUAAUCAAGGAGGAGGAGGAAGAAGAAGAGGAGGAAAUGGCAAAGAUGAAAGAGUCCGCUUCGAGCCAAAAAGAUGUAGCUUUGGAUGAGAUGAUGGCUUCUACAGCUAAAGAUGCUAAUGAACAGGCAAAAGCGAAAACUCUGGAGAAGCAUGAGCAGCUCUGUGAGCUUAGCCGUGCAUUGGCAGUUUUAGCUUCCGCAUCUUCUGUUAGCAUGGAGCGUGAGGAGUUCUUAAAAUUAGUUAAAAAAGAGGUUGAUCUAUACAACAGCAUGGUAGAGAAAGGUGGUACAGAUGAUGAGGAAGAGGCUAGGAAAGCUUAUUUAGCUGCUCGAGAAGAUAGUGACCGAAGUGCUCAGAAAGCUAUCGCCGAUAAAACUUCCUCUCGGUUGUUAGAUAGGGUGGAGACAAUGCUCCAGAAACUGGAAAAGGAAAUUGAUGAUGUCGAUAACAAGAUUGGCAACCGCUGGCGACUCCUGGACAGAGAUUAUGAUGGAAAGGUUAGUCCAGAUGAGGUAGCAUCGGCUGCGAUGUACUUGAAAGACACAUUGGGCAAAGAGGGAAUCCAAGAGCUUAUCCAGAAUCUUUCUAAAGAUAAAGAUGGCAAAAUACUGGUGGAAGAUUUAGUGAAGUUAGCGAGCGAGAUCGAAGAUGCUGAAGCUGACGAGACAGACGAGCCUACUACCAAGUCUUGAAAUUAUUUCUUUUCGUGUCAUCAGUUAACCUGAUUGAUAACUAGAAACGAAAAGAGAAUAAAAUACAUAUUCAGAGGAGGUUUUUUUGUUUUCGACAUUACUGGUUUCUUCAAGAAGUUUUAUACUUACCACGACGAAACAAUGUGAAAUGUAUAUCACCCAGUCGAAGAAUGACGAUAUGAUUACUACUGUUUUUGCGGUUGAAAUAAUAAAAUCGAGAAUAGAUGCGUUUAAUUUCA